Molecule: messenger RNA, 1767 nt
Organism: Achroia grisella
Lineage: Eukaryota; Metazoa; Arthropoda; Insecta; Lepidoptera; Pyralidae
Exons: 2
Coding region: 1-1767 (588 amino acids)
Source: RefSeq, a predicted model, not a curated record
AUGGAACACGCAAGGCCACCUCCGGAGUUAAGUAUGGACGGUAGCCCUGUCGGCCGGGCCGACGCAUGGAAAAGGUGGAAAACCCAAUUUCUAUUAUUUAUUAAAGCUUCUGGAGUCCACAAAGAAGAAACUGGAGUACAAGCGAGUUUGUUGAUAAAUUUAAUUGGAGCAGAUGGAUUUGAUGUUUAUCAGACUUUUGCAUUCGAAAGUGAUACACAACGUGAUGACGUCAAUAUAUUGAUAAAAAAAUUUGAUGAACAUUUCGGCGUGAAGACAAAUGUCACAUUAGCAAGAUAUAAUUUUUUUACGCGUAAUCAAAGUGAAGGUGAAUCUAUUAUACAAUAUGUGACCGCAUUAAAAUUAUUGAGUAAAAAUUGCGAAUUUCUGACAUUGGAAUUUGACCUUAUUCGCGAUCGUAUGACAAUACGAUCACAGACAUGUGGAAUAACAAAUAUCGCAGUGAGGGACCGCUUGUUACGAUCAGAAGAUUUAACUUUAGAAAAAGCCAUAAAUAUAUGUCAAGCAGAUGAAGUAUCUGCUGACGGGAGACGACAACUGGAAUCGAGUAGCGGCACUCCGUCAUCGUCAGGCCCGGGGCCUGCGCUCGUGAGCGCCGUAAGAGCGCGCGGUUCACGCGGCCGUAGCAGCUCUCGCGCUCGCGCACCGAGGUAUAGCGUUACCAACCGCAGAGGGAAUAGUCACAAUAUGCAUACGGUUGCCAAUUGUCCAAGAUGUGGGGCUCAAAGAUGUGAGCCGACUACAUGUCCUGCGUUGAAUAUUCAGUGUUACGUUUGUCAUAAUUAUGGUCAUUUUGCUAGAAUGUGUCAAGUGAAAAAUGUUAAAAAAAUGUAUGAUAUUGAAACAUUUGAAAAUCAAUCGGACGAUGAUGAGUCAUUUUUUGUUUCUGUAAUUUCGAAUUCAACUAAUUCCAAAUGCUAUCCAUCAGUGGCUGAGGAUUGGUACGAAUACUUGAGAUGUGAUGGUGGGGUUGAAAAGUUUAAAUUAGACACCGGUGGUAAAUAUCAUAUAGUUGUAAAUCCGUCUGUGAUGCCCGUAAUUAGUGCAUCUCGUAAAGUUCCAUUAGGUAUACGUGAUAAAUUAAAAAGUGAGUUAAAUAAAAUGAUGGAUAUGGGUGUCAUACGAAAGGUAUCCCACCCCACUCCAUGGGUUAAUUCGUUAGUAAUAGUUGCAAAAAAAAAUGGUGGUAUCCGUUUAUGUCUAGACCCACGACCUUUAAAUACGGCUAUACAACGAGCGCAUUUUCAACUACCUACAGUAACUGAACUGGCUACUAAACUCAAAGGUGCCAAAUAUUUUUCUGUGUUAGAUGCUAAUUCUGGGUUCUGGGCCAUACAACUGGACUCUUCCAGUUCUGACCUUUGCACAUUUAAUACUCCGUUUGGAAGGUUCCAAUUUUUAAGAUUACCGUUUGGUUUAAAUUGUGCCGCCGAAGUAUUCCAUGCAAAAAUUAAACAGUUAUUUGAGGAUUUAGAAGGAGUGGAAUAUUUCAUAGAUGACCUUAUUUGCUGGGGUCGCACAAAAGCUGAACAUGACACACGCUUAAAAGCUUUACUGCAAAGAGCACGUGAAGUAAAUUUAAAAUUUAAUAUUGAAAAAUGUAAAUUGUGUGUAGAAGAGGUAUCAUAUUUGGGUCAUGUAUUUAAUAUCCAUGGUAUGAAGCCAGAUCUGAAUAAAGUUAAAGCUGUAAAGAAUAUGCCAGCCCCUACUGAUAGAAAAUCAUUAGAGAGAUUUUUUAGGUGCUAUUAA